CAACUGGGCAUGGGGAUGAUGGGGGGGGUCCUUAUCGCAGUGACAGCGUGAAGAGCGUGGUGACAGAGGGAGUGAAGGCCGGGAGGUGGCAGACCGUCCAGGGCCACAUGCAGUCUGGAGGAUUGAGACCCAGCAAGUGAGUUCAGAACAAGGCAAUUAAACAAAACGAACACUUCAGUCUCUGUGCAGCAAAAUAAACACUGUAUUUCUAUGCAUGUGCCAUUCUUAUGAGUUUAUUGCAUCUGCAACGACUACAAUUAGAUGGACAAAUCAGUUCUGAGUAGAAGCAGUGAGAGUUAUGUCCAGUUAGGCAGGUAGGAAGGUCCAGUUCAGGUAAGAAGGUGGACGUGUGGGCACAAAUCAAAAUGUGAGCUCUGGGGAAAGGUGAAUUCUCGUCAUCAUCAUGAGAAGAUAACUAUAGUUACUGGAGCUGUAACACUGGGACUCAAACCUUCAGCCGAGACAGCCGGACCAGCUGCAUAGCACAGCCUCCUGUAUGAAGCCGCAGGCGAAUAUGAUUUAUUUAUGCGAAGAAGUGCACAGCCUGCGAGUGUACUUUCAACAGUGCAACACAGAAAUAGUCUCAUUUUCACACACUGACUGAAAUAACGCGACACAUGCUGCCAGCCCGUCUCUUAAUUAAGAAUUAGACUGAAAUGUACAUGUUGAUCACUGACUGCAUGUAUCCAACAGCCAUGACGUAUGGCAUGAUUUACAGUAGGGCUGAGUUUUAUAUUCAGCGUGUUGGAAAUGCGAUUUUUAUUUUGCACCUUCCUUUGGCACCUCGUGUCUGUGAUUUCUUCCUCCGCACACAUUUACACUCAUCACUACCUCACUCCUCAUUCCCUCAUUCUGUCCUCUUCUCAUCUUUCUUUUUGCCCCCUGUCUAUAAUUGGAUUCUAUUUUCAGGCUGCUAUAAGUGUCUGUGUCUCUUGUGUUUGUGUCUCGCACCCCAUUUUCUGUCUCUCCUCCAUCAUCACCCUCUGUUCUUAUAGUUCCCAUCACUCUCUCCAUCUUUCUGUUGCUGUGUAAAGCCACUCUUCCCUUUCUUCUGCUUUGCCCACAAACUGUUUCGUUUCUGCAAAACCUUCCAUUAACCUUUUUAUCUGUUCGUUUCUGACAGUUGAAUAUGAUGGAUAGCACACUAAAAGCCUUAAUGCAAAAUUGCAUUAGGUGAAGUAAUGCAAAGCAGAGUAAACUGCACCUAACUGAUGUGAGAAGCUCUCUCAUGACCUAAUUCUGGUAGUCUAGGUUACACAGCGAUUUGAGAGAGAGGAGGAUAUAUUUAGGAAGUAGAAAAUAUAUGAAAAAAUGAUGCAGGAUAUUGUUGAACUCACAAAACACAGAAAUAAAGACUGCAUGAUUCAGUGAAAUAGGAUGUGUCACACACCUUCAUGAUGACAUUACUACUGAAACAUUUUUUUAAAGGCAAUGAGCCAAUAAAACAGCAUUUAUAAAGGGGAGGAGUGGAAAAUGAGAGGGUGACAGAGGGAGGGAGUCCGACUGUACGACAUGGUUGGCUGUCGGGAUGUCUCUAGAGUAGCAGCAUGUAUUUAAAAGACGAAAAAGACUUCGAGAGAAAGGAAGGGAGGCUAUCAGACAUGGGAAAAGUUGACUGACGAGUAGAGGAAAUGGGGAUCUCUCAUCAGACCAAAAAACCCUCAUCAGGAAGGCCUGGGAGCUGCAAAACCUCCAUCCACACACUUCGUCACGUGGCGCAUAAACGCACCACGCUCAUGCGGACAGUGCACAUCCGACCACUGCCCGUGCGAAACACAGCCCCGCGCCGACAGACCACGCAGGCACGCAAGGCGCAUGCACAUCUGACGCAGACACACAGGGCAGGCUCGCAGUCUGCACACUGCUGCCCGCCGCCGCCCCACGAGCAUCACACAGCACACAGCGACUCUGGCUGCACCGUCUACUGCUAUUUCUGCUACUGCUGUUACUGCUGCUGCCUCACAUUGCUGUCUUUCUCUCUCCUCCUCCUCCUGUCUCCUGCUCCUCCCUCUACCUCCUUCUCCACUUUGUCCUCAAAUACCACCCUUCCUCCUUCCUCCUCCUCCCCCUUGAAAUCAUCAACUUCCUAUUGGGAUAAACUUUCCUGUAUCUAUCCUGAUGUCAACCUGACUUCCUCUGCUGUGUCUCCCUACUGCCCUGUGCCACCGUGUCUCAUCUCUGAUGUUUCUUUCCCUCUCUUCUUCGUCUCGACUACUGUCGUCACCACUUCUGACCAACCUACCUCCUCCUGCCACGGCUGCUCUCCUCCAUUCUUCUCUCCUUCUACUUCCUCUUCCGUGACCUCUGACUCCUUCUCCCCUCCUCAUCAUCCUAUCCUAUGCCGGCCGUGGCCUUCUUCACGCUCUCUUUCCUCCCUGCUCCUCUGCCCUCCCAGCUUUGGGGACCCAGUCUUGUCCUAUGCUUCCACCCUGGAGCACAUCCCCUGUGGUCCUGCCCGGCCUCGGACGCUCUUGCGCCAGCAGAGUCUUCAGCAGCCUCUCAUCCACCCACCAGGCCCGGCCCUCGGCCAUCCUCCCACCACAUCCCAGAGCUUGGGACAAUUGCACACUGCACCUGGGCAGCCUGGGGGAGGCGGGGGUGCUGGGAGAGGAGAGGGAGGUGGCAGUGGUGGUGAGGGUGGGGGUGCAGGUACAAGAGGUGGUCCCCGGGGUGCACGGGGCAGCCCAGCAGGAGCAGGUGCCUCUCGCUAUAGGGGAGGUGGAGCAGCAGGGCACACACGUGGCAGUCCUGGCAGCUGGGAUUACAUGAUGGACCAGGUGAAGAAUCGUGGCCUGGAUGUAAAGUCCUUCCUUGAGGGGAAGAUGGUGGUCCUGGCUUUGGCCAUUGGUGUGGCCGAGCAAGAUGACUUUGCCAAUAUCCCUGACCUGCAGGAAACAGCGCAGGCAGCACCACCAGCCAAUCAGGAGCCCCCUCCUGAGAAGAGGGGCAACAAACCAGCCAACAGCCCCAAAGGCCAGCCCCCUGAUGGUGACGGUCACUCCUCUGUAACUGACCUGGCCAAUUCUCUCACCGGAGACAUGGUGAUGUUGUCUCCAGGUUCCGAGGAUGAUGAUGGCGAAGGCCCCAUCAGUGAGAAGCUGGGCCGGAUCCAGUUCAGCAUAGGUUACAGCUUCCAGAACACGACUCUCACUGUCAAAGUUCUCAGGGGCCAGGAACUGCCAGCCAAAGACUUCUCUGGCACCUCCGACCCCUUCGUCAAGAUCUACCUGCUGCCUGACAAGAAGCACAAGCUGGAAACCAAGGUCAAGAGGAAAAACCUCAACCCCCACUGGAACGAAACCUUCCUUUUUGAAGGUUUCCCCUAUGAGAAGGUUAGAGAGCGCACUCUUUACCUCCAGGUGUUGGACUACGACCGCUUCAGCAGGAAUGACCCCAUUGGAGAGGUGUCAAUCCCCCUUAACAAGGUGGAACUUGGCCAGAUAAAGACCUUCUGGAAGGAACUCAAGCCCUGCAGUGAUGGCAGUGGGAGGCGAGGAGACCUGCUGGUGUCUCUCUGCUAUAAUCCCACUGCCAACACCAUCACUGUGAACAUCAUCAAAGCCCGCAAUCUCAAAGCCAUGGAUAUCGGCGGCACCUCAGAUCCAUAUGUGAAGGUGUGGCUGAUGCACAAGGACAAGCGCGUAGAGAAGAAGAAGACGGUGACGAUGAAGCGCUGUCUGAACCCCAUCUUCAACGAGUCCUUCCCCUUCGACGUGCCCGCCCAUGUGUUGAGGGAGACCACCAUCAUCAUCACCGUCAUGGAUAAGGACAGGCUCAGCCGCAACGACGUUAUUGGCAAGAUCUACCUAUCAUGGAAGAGUGGACCAGCGGAGGUGAAGCACUGGAAAGACAUGCUUGCUCGGCCGCGUACUAACGUCGCCCAGUGGCACGCUCUCAAGGCCUGAUUGCGACGCCCCAGCUUCUUCCAUGCCCCCCCCACCCCCCACCCCCCACCCCGUCCUCCUCCUCCUCCUCCUCCUCCCACUCCCGUCCUUAGGCACAAGACUGACUUGCUGCCAGGCUGCGAAACACGGGUACAAUUAGCCAUCUGCUCUCUUAAACCUUUAAACUCUUUGCUUUCAAAAUCUCUAUUCCUCUCCGACGAUUCUCUCUUCAUCUGUUCCCUCCUCUCAUAAGAGCCGUGUCUUGGUUUCUACGUCUCCCCCCUCUCGCCAAUGGUCCCCCUGUUUCCGUCUGUCUGUAUGUCCGUCUGUCCUUAUGCACUUAGCCUGUGUAGGUCCGAUGUUCAGUUUCUUUGUCAACCCCUUGGUUCUGAACUGCACUGCUGUCCCUGACCCGUUUAAGGUGCCAGUCCCGCGGGAUCACAGAGAAUCUUAAAUAACGAUCAAAUCUCAUUUAAUCCUAUUCUACUGACUAUUCCAGGUACACAAUGCUAUACAGUAUGUACUGUAUGUACAUAUACAUAUACAUAUUGAUAUAUAAGGUGUAUAGUAUAGAUUGGCAGAGCUCCCCCUAUACACAUGACUAGUAUACAGUAUGUAAUCCAUAGCCUGUCAGCUGUCUCCAUCUCUCCUCUCCCUUCAUCUGUCACCCCGUCCUUGUCAUUUGUCUCAAGUGGACUAUAUCCUGUCCUCCAUUUCAUCCCUCCUUCCUUUUGCUCAAAAGUGGUUUAAUGUUCAGCUGAAGUUGUCAAAAGCAAUCAAUACUCAGUUUGUGAUGAAACCAGCUGAACUCUGAUGGAAUUGUUGAUACUUCUCCCUUUCGCUCUCUCUCUCUUCCCUUUUUCCUUCUCUCAAAGCUUCUUCUUCCCUUUUUUCCCCUUAUUGUUCCCUCUUUCUCUUCCUCUGGCACAAUAUUAGUGAACCCCUCCUCACCCCUUUUGGACCCCCUCCUUGUCGUCUGUGUGCUGUGGGUGCUGUGCUGUAGCUCCAACAAAAAUAGAGAUUUAAAAAAAGAAGAAAAAAAACUUAUCUAAACUGAACUUUCCAAUGUUUGGAAGGCGGUAACACUAUAGACUUAUGAAAUGGAUCGCUCCUGAUUUUUCCAGACAAAAUGUCCUGACAUGGAGAGAGAAAAAAGAAGAUGAUGAUGAAAAAAAAAAAGUACCCAAGAUACGAUGAUGUCAUUUUCACAGCAUCACCAACUGAGGAAACCAAUUUAAGAUCUUCUUCCAAUGUUAAGAUCAAAACAGAAGCAGAAAGCAAAGUUUGUGCUGUUGGUGCACAUGCAUUUGGUUGUGUGUGCUCACUUCUGUCUGUUUAUCGAUGCUAUGAAUUCUUUGUGCUGCCCUGUGCUCAUGUUUUGUGCUGAUGGGGGUCGAACUCGCACGGUUUUUGACUUGUAUGGUGUUUUGCCUUACUGUGUGUGUGUGUGUGUGUGUGUGUGUGUGUGUGUGUGUGUGUGUGUGGGCGUGUGGGCGUGCGUGUGGGGGGGGUGUUCACAGGAGCAACACAAUUCUGGCUCAGCAGAAAUCUUCUUCUCUUUUCUCUUUCUCAUCUUGCGCUCUUCUUGCUCUUCUUACUGCCAUUGUUUCCCUAAUCUCUUUUACUGCCCUGCCUUCUAAAUGAGGGGAAGUUCUAUCUGCACUUUUUGAAAAUGUAAUAACAAUAAUAAUGAUGAUGAUGAUGAUGAUGACAGUUUUGAUGAUGAUUAUAGUACUGGUGGAAAUGAAGGGUGGAGUAUCUGAAAGGGUGCGCAGCAGUUGGGGAGAGGCGACGUCUGCUCUGUGAUUUCAGGGUUUGGAAAUGAAGUGGAGGACACAGAGGAUGGAUGUAGGGCUCUCAUCCUCCUCUUUUUGUUCCUCUUAUUGUCCUCGAUACGCCUGUUUGUGUGUGUGUGUGUGUGUGUGUGUGUGUGGGGUGGGGUUCCUGUGAGCUUGCAUGCGCCUGGCGGCAAGCUUACUAGUGUCUGAGAUGCUUCUGUCCACGAUGUCCAUGAUGCUGAACAAUAUGUUCAUAUGUGGAUGCAUUAGGACAGAUUUGCAUUUUGGCUUUAGAAAAACAAGAUCGCAAUGCCCUCUCUGAGUUUUUGUUGUUGUUGUUCAUAGAAACUAUGAACAACUGUGAAAUCACAGACAGUGGGUGUGAUAUUAGAUCAUGGUCUGUUCUGCCACUGUGAGACACUGCCUGAGUGUUUGAGAGCACCAGAGUGCGCUGGUACUGGUGCCCUGCUUGUCGUAAAUAAAAUAUGAAACGUGAGAACAUGACCAUGAGAAAGCAGCAACGUGAAUAUUGUCAGCUAUUGAGAGCUUCUCACACGGAUGUUUGCUCUUAUUUAGUGUACUCUAACUGUCAGCCUUUGUUUUAACAUUCAUAAAGACACGGGAAGAACAAUCCUGUCUGCUAGUCAUUCCUUUUUUUUCUCACUGCAGUGGCUUUGUUUUAUUUCUAAAAUGAGGAUCUACCUUUCAAACAUCUCUCAGGAUAGACUGAGCACGCAGACAUAAUCAGUUGUUGGUUGUUCGGUUGAGGCAUCACUGCCUCUGUUAAUGCAGUGUUUGUUGUUCCCACUAACGCUGGCCCCAUUAACUUCUAUGCCUGUUGGUCCUGCAGUGGAUUUUUAUCUUAGCAAUGAUUUGAUAGCAUCUUGUGUUUUCGUGCUCCUUCUGAUUUAUGCUAAUGAUAACCCGAUCACCAGGAAGCAAAUUGAAAGAUAGCAUAAUUGCAGUCUAAUCUUCACAAGGUUAGUCCUCAUCAGUGUCUCAGUAAGUCUGGGCAGCACACAGUGUGCUGGGAGUGUGUUCUGGGCAUGUGUGCUUCGUGUGAGCCUCGGCGCUGGCUGCUGUGAUGCACUGAUCCAGUCCAGCAGCCUUCAGAACAAUUGGCCGGCCAUGGAACAGGGCCCACUGUUGUGACAGUCACUGCCUGCAGUGUCACAGCACAUUACUGUACCAUUAGCUGGUCAGAAAGGAGCAAUAUAAACUUCCUUGGACCUGAGGGACUCACUGUUUGCAGGGGUAAUGCAAAACACGCAGUGCUCUCAUUAGUAACGAUGAAGAUGACGGGCAGGGAUAAGGGGCAGUCAACACGAAGAAAAUAAUCAGGGGGGCGAUCGCUGCUGAAGCUGUGAAAACCAAACCUGGUUUGAAUAUGCAGGUGUGCGGCGGAUGAGUCAACACAUUACCUCUGCCGUCUCCUUUCACUAAGAUUACCCCCGUCUCAAGGAGUGAUAAAUUGUUAUGCUACUGGGGUUUACAGUGCUUCGUCAUCAGUGACCCUGUAAGCUGGGGGAUAUGGUUUUAUUUUUAGUAGCACGAGACACAGUGCGAUGCCACUGAUCCUCGAGGUAGACCGGGGGCUGGACGGCUACAGGGUUGCAAAUCCUUAGCAUAAUGUUUUUCUAUUCUUAAAAGUUCCAGAUUCCUGGAUUUGUCUAAAUUAAAGAGACUACAUGACUAGUCAUUCUGAAGUUCAUAAUUAUUCUAUCCCCUCUAGAAAUAGCAACACAUUCUAUCAAAAGUGAUUGUAUUACUGCCAAUACUUCCAUCAGACUCACAUUCAAAGUCAUGCGUCAGGAAACACAGUGAAUCAGAGAGGCGGGUAAUUCAUCACAGAGUCCACAAAGGUUCCUACUCCUUAAAAUAACCAGCAGUCAGACGGCAGCACCAUUAAAAUGGAUGGUAAGCUCAGAGCCAAACAGUAUAAAAGGAGAAAGCAAUUUCCAAAUCCCAGUUUUAUUAUACUGCCACCUGUCCCACACCUCUAAACUUAUUUCGUUUUGUUGGCAGCAACACUGUCAGCAAUGACCUUCAACAAUGGAGAGCGCAUGAAUACAGCAUGGCGGUGUUGCAGCUCCUCCCAUUUAAGACUGUUCUUCGGACCAACUCCGCUCAGUGCACUCCCUCUCCGCGUUCAGCCUCAUCUCCGUCCUCCAUCAUCGCUCCGUUCCCUGGUGAAGCCAACUGGUCGGCGCAGGUGUGGGUUUAAUUACUGUUUAAUAACUUCGGUUUAAUUCACGGUGACAGACGCAGCAAACACUGCCCAAAUCUUUGCCACUGAAUAAAGGCCCUUACAACUGUUUUUUCAGUUGUGUAAAUGAAUAUUUUACACAGCAUAUGUAAAAAAACUAAACUAAACCAGAGACUUUAAAACAGCAGUUCACAAACCAGUGGGUGUUGUCACAGUAGGUUGCCACUUGGUUUAAAACCAAUUAGCCAACAUUAGCAUGCCAAUAGACUAAACUAAGAUAUUGAAUGUGGUAAACGUUUUACCUGCUAAUCAAGACAAACUAUGUCGUACAUGUUCUCUAAUAUGACCAAAUCUCCCGUCUUAAAUUAGCACCUCUACCGGUCAAAGGAGGUACGCCACAAAUACUAUUCGCCUCAUUGUGGGGUUUUAUUUGAUUUGCCAACGCGUGGUUGAUGAGCCUGUAACCGGUUAGGAUUAGGGUAAAGGUGAAAUGGCAGAGAAUCAGCUCGAUUACUGCACAGAAUAUGAGCAAAUCCAUUGAAAUACACAAACUUGACGGACUUACCAGGUCCACGGUUGUCUACUGCUGACCUCUAGUGGCCGUGUACAUAACGACCGCUAGAAGCCUGCGGCCUUUAAAAUGACUUCCGCUUGAAAAACGGUUAGCUCAACGCACUGCUACUAGUGUGGCUAUAGACUCUUUGACUUGUUAUAAAUGUGUAUUGCUGGACAUAGUGAAGCAAAAGUUCCAUCUUCUGGACUCCCAUCAUCUCUGAGAGGUUGAUCCUCGGGUCUGUUCCCCCAAAUGUAUCAUUGUCACCAGCAGCAUUCCCUCCUCUGUUUACUUUCUAAAUGACUGAGAGCUUUAUUGGCUGACCAGGUCACACCUGUUUGCCAAGGGAUAAGCAAAGAUAUUCCUCUGAGCCUGAUUAUAUUGUGUGUCCUUGUCGUUCUCUCAGCCCCUUUCAUAUUCUUAGCUAGUUUUCCUUGUUGGAUAUGACUCACUCUUUUGGAAAGGUGCCUGCUUUGCAGCAGUUUGGCCGAUAUUAAAUUAAGGGUGCUCUGUGCUUUGUGUCUUGGAGAACUUCAGGUGUGUGUGGAUUAAAAUCAGGCAGGAGUAAUCUCAUCCCAGAGGGACUUGAGUUGAUCUUUUAUUCUGCUGAAUGAUAUUAUAACAGCUGAGGCAGCCCAGAAGUCGUUCUGGGUCACCUUUGUCAUUUGUGCAGUCAGUCCCUGUGUGAGUCUCGCCCUGCGUAGACAGACCUCGCCUCCUCUACGCACCCUUUCAAUUGUUUUAAGCAUCUGGUGAAAACCAAUGUGACUUCCCCCAAUCAGGGUUCAAGUAAGCAUCAUUUGAAUGGUAACAAAAUUAAUAUGAAAAAACAAUAAGUAAUAAUAUAUAUUUUUUCUUUUUGUUCACAUUCGACUGUUGGUCAGUGUGUACGUAUGUGUGUGCUUGGUGUUCUUGUGUUGGGUUGAUUUCUUUACAACAAUGUGAUAAGAAUCUCCUUCUGUUUUUGAAAAACUUUAUGUAAAUAUUGUUGGUGAAAAUUAACAUGUGUUGUAUGCCGAGUUUGUUUUCAUUUGUCACUUGAGCUGAUGAAGAAAACAAUGAUAUUCAUGAUAACAGUGGUGAUGUUGGUGAUGCUGAAUCUGAUUAUACCUGCCCUUCUUGAAUAAGGGCUUUUGAUGUCUGCUUUGUUGGAGGUGUUGUGAGGUCGGGGCAAGAGAAACAAAGGGAAAGAGUGAUACCCACCACAUCCUGGGCCCACUGUAGCGACACUGCCACAUGCCUUCAUACCCUUGACCUACCCACGCUACCCACUCCGCCCCCAACACACAUACAGACACACACAUACAGACACACACACUUAAAGGAAAUAGACAACCUACCCUGUGUUAUUUAUGCCAUAAAUCGUCUACGUGUUUUUAUUUCAAACAGACUGGUUUGUAAGGGAAGGAGUAAGGGAACCGUUCACGUCUGUGUGGAGUCACUCUUCCCCGGUCGCUUGGCAUCACAUCUCACCCGGUCUGCUUAUAGGCUUGGGGAUUUACUGUAAUGCCAUUGUGUUAGACGGGAUUGGCCCCGUGCUGACACUGAUGAUGCCCUCCAUUGAAUUUGGAGUCAUUAUUGCUCUGCUGGAGGCCAGACAUGGGGAUGGGCAUGUAUGGAGGGAGGGAGCGGAAUUCUAGCGGAAGGAAGUUCACCAUCCGUCUGAUCCCGUAAAGUCAAUUUGCAUGCUUGUGAUUUUUAUUUGGGGUUAGACUCCUGAUCAAGCACAACUGACUGCCGUGGACUUGCCACAUAAAAGUCCCGUCUAUUGCUUGGAAUAUUUGUAAGAAAUCUCAAGUUGCUGCAAGAAAAAUACAGGAUUAGUGCAAGAGCCAAACUAUAAACCACUAUAUGCCAUUCAUCGUGGAAAUGAGGGGUUUCCAUCGUCAAAUACAGUAAGGCAGAAUAACAUUGAUCUUUCCCAAUGCCCAAAAUACGCACACGUGCAGUAUAUUCAGUCCACUGCUGCAUCUCAAAUGUAAAAAAAAAAUGCACCGGGGCUGCAGUUCAGUUAUUUUCGCUGCAGGUGUCUGUAAUCCCAUCUCGCUAUUUUCAAUAUGCCAUAGCCCUGUGAAUCUGGCUGGGCCUGCAUACAGUCCAGGGAGGGAGCUGAUCAUUUUCAUAUUACUUUUAGGACUGUCCCGGCCACAGACAUGAUACAGUACCGCAGAUACUCCCAGCAGCCGUCUGCAGGAAGGACAGUGGAUACUGUCCUGCCUUCAUUUGUAAUACCAUCCUUCAGAGGGAGUCUCACGGGGACUCAGAAAAUACACACACACACACACACACACACAAUCAGAAACAUUUAUCGAUGUCUGCCAUUGAUCGAUGCACUGAAACUAAAUUCUGAAUAUGUUCCCCCAAAUCCUUCAGAAUACUUUCUUUUCUUGCUGGUUGUAAAUAGACUUUGUGAAUCCGUUAGAGCAGCCUCUAACUCCUGCCAUAAUGUGGAUAUUUUUGAUCAGGUAGGUAAUAAGCAAUACACUGAAUUGAUCUAAAUGCCAUACUUUGAAAUAUUACUUACCAAGUCUGAUUGUGACUCCUUUGCAUUAAGGGAUGUCGAGGGUAGCACUCCUGUUUCUCCACCUCCUCUCUCAAACGGCUUGUGGCCCACCUCUUCAACAAAGAGUGCUUUAACUCUAAAACACACAAUUGUGAUGUGUACAAUCUAAUUUAAUGUAUUUAUUUAUGUAUUUUUGCCAACUUUGUAUAGUGUAUAAAUAUCUAUAAAUAUAUGAACAAUGACAGUACUGUAUAGAUUUUAGCUGCCUGGUAAGGUUAAUAGUAUAUACUUGGUAGACUAAAAGAAAAAGCGUAGAGCUGUUCAAAAGCCAGUUAUUGAGAAGAUGCUUUCUGUAAAACCUGGUGCCACUGGCUCUUUUUAUAUUCUAGGUUUCGUUUCGGUUUUGUUUCUUUUGUUUUUUAUUCAAGCCAGUGGGAUCCAAAGUGUGUGUUGUUCUUCUUUUUGUCCGUUUCUUUGUCAAUCGGUUUGUUUGUUGUUAUUUCUUGACAAAAGACACAGUGAGGUUCUGGCAGCCGGGAGAGUGCAGUGGAACGCAGACUGGGACCCUGUGCAGUAGUGUGUGUGUGUGUGUGUGUGUGUGUGUGUGUGUAUGUGUGUGUGUGCGUGUGUGUGUGUGUGUGUUAGGUGUGUGUCCGUCCAUAGUAGUGCUAGUGCUCUCUGUGCAGUGCCUCCUCCCUCCUCCCUCCUCCCUCCGAAGUAGUUUGUCAUGUGACGCAGUACGUGUUAAGGUGUAAGAUGGUGUUUUUUUGCUGAAGCUGGCAGAUGCCCUUUCUCUUUCUCUCUCUCUCCCUCUCUCUCUCUCUCUCUUCUAUGUGUGUGUGUGUGUGUGUGUUUGUGUGUGUGUGUUGCUCCUCAUGUAUACUCUGCUUCUUCAUUACAAAGCUUCAUUUUAAUCCUCCACCGAGUAUAGAUUUCCACUUCCUCUGCUCAAUUGUUCAUUUACCUUCCCCGUUCAGCUGGUACCUUCACCUUCCAGUCUAAUUUCCCAGUAAUCCAUGCUUCCUCAUCUAUCUGUGAUUCUUUGUCCAUUAGUAACUCUCAUCCAUCACCCACCACAUUACUGUGGAGCUGGUUUAUCUACAGACCUCUGUGGACCAGAGAAAGAUUUAGCACCAAAAAAAGAGGGGAUCCAUGCAACUCAUCCCAGUCAUAUCUCCAUGGUUUCCUUGUUUCUCUGUACAAACUCUGAGGAGAUGGGCAGCUGUCAGCUCAGCACACAAAGACAUAAAGCAGCCAUAUUCAGAAGUCAAGCACAGACCUGUGACUCAAAUCUAUGUUGUGGUGGCUUCACUGCUGCCCUGUUUGUAGCAUGAGAAAAGCCUUAAAGAUUGGACCGACUACACAAAAAAGUAUGUGCAUUUGCAGUGGACUAUUAUUACCUUCCCUUUCCCACACCAGAUUUAUUACUCAGUAUUCCAAUGUGUUGCUUGGUUGCUCUGUAUAUAUCUGUGUAGUACUUCUGUUGAUGUCCUCGUAUUAGGAUAGUAAUGGGUUCUUACUGGGUGUCCUCCGCAGACGUCCUCUUCCUCCUGCCUCGUCUCAUUUCCUCCAAAACUUCAAACAUUCCAUUUGAAUCUCAAGUGGGCAACAUUUUAAAGAUGAUUAGACAGCAGAAGGACUGAACCACAGACAUUUCCACUGGAGCCAUGACAAUAAUCCAAAAGUUUUGUCUUUGCUCACGUCCCUCUGAGAACCGCAAAAACCGGCAACUGAUAGAACACCUAGCAUUGAGACCCUCACACGCGCCCCUUUGCUCCUCCGAACCCACCUCCGCGCUGGCUUCACCUGGCUCUGGGAGGUUCCCGGGUCACCGACUGGUUUGAGGAGCGACUGGCCUCCCAGGGGGAAUAGAAGGGUGAGGCAGAUGAGGAGGUGGGAGAGCCCCAGGAGGCAGCAGAGAGGCGCGGUCCUGUGGGUCACGUCCUGGGUCCGGAGGGAAGGGAGGGCGUCUCGAGGUCAAACUCAGUAGCACUUUAGUUUUGCGUUCCAUGUUUUUUUUAGCCUCUCCUGUUUUUUGGCCGAGCGGACUGUGAUCUUACUGGUUGAUUUUCUCAUUCUCCUCCACCCAUCAGUGUUACAGAGUGUGUUGGGUGGACGGAGCCAUGGAGCUGAGCUCUGAUUUUGUUCCAUAUUAAAAAAUAAUUUUUACUA
Molecule: messenger RNA, 13096 nt
Organism: Scophthalmus maximus (turbot)
Lineage: Eukaryota; Metazoa; Chordata; Actinopteri; Pleuronectiformes; Scophthalmidae
Product: synaptotagmin-7
Exons: 8
Coding region: 1632-3905 (757 amino acids)
Biological process (GO): calcium-ion regulated exocytosis; cellular response to calcium ion; regulation of calcium ion-dependent exocytosis
Cellular component (GO): membrane; synaptic vesicle; axon
Molecular function (GO): calcium ion binding; clathrin binding; phosphatidylserine binding
Source: RefSeq, a predicted model, not a curated record